AUGAUACUAAAUCGAUUUUGUUUACAAAUUUUACCUUCAAUUCAUCAUAAAAUUGAAUGGCUUGAUCUCGAAUCAUCAUCUAUGAAUUAUAUUUUAGGUGCUGCCAAUUAUCCUAAUUUACAUACUCUUGGUCUAUUUAAUAUUAAUGAAGAGUCAGCUCGAUGUCUUUUUACUGAUAAAAAGCUUUCAUCUGAUAUUUUCAAAGAUCAGAUUAGAAGACUUUUUAUUACAAUUGAUAAUAAUAACAUAACAGAAUUAACAAUGAUAAACAUACUGAAUUACAUGUUGACUGUUUUCACUAAUUUAAUUUGUUUAACAUUAUAUGAAUCAUCGUAUAAAAAUCGUGUUCUAUUAUGUUUUGAUGAUCCACCUCCUACUACUUUUCGUUGUUCAACUCUUUUGAAAUUGAAUAUAAGAGUACAAUGUUUUGAAGAUUGUCUUUAUCUUCUUGAUGGUCGUUUUAAUCAACUUCAUACGCUCAAUGUUGAUGUGGUAGAUGUUUAUUAUCACGAUGAAAUUCAAAAUCAAGGUGAUUUACCAAAUCUAAAGUAUUUUUCUCUGUCAUCUGCGUACAAAACAUAUCAUUAUAAUAAAACAAUUCUUCCACUUCUCAAUCGAAUGUCAAAUCUAGAGGAACUUGGUUUGUAUCUUACAGUCUAUGUUAAUGAAACAUUUAUUGAUGGAAAUCAUUUAAAGAAAAACAUUAUUAAUCGAAUGCCAAGAUUAAAUCAAUUUAGAUUUUCUAUUAACUCAAUUAUGUGUAUUAAUAAUCUAAUAUAUUUUCCAUCAACAGAAGAUAUUCAACAGACAUUCAUUGAUUUUCCAAAUGAAAUUAUUUCUUAUGUUGAAUAUUUGUCAGAAUUCCGAGAAGGUCGAUGCCAUAUUUAUUCAUAUCCAUCUUUAAUGUCAUAUUAUGGUGAUAUAACAAAUAAUUUUCCAGGUGGAUUAUUUGAAUAUGUUCGUGCUGUGUCAUUAUGUGAUGAUGCUCCUUUUGAACAUGAAUUUUUUAUUCAAAUUCAAAAAUCAUUUCCAUUUCUUGAACAACUAUCUUUAAUUAACCAUAAAUCACAAAAUCGUAAACAAUCUUAUGAAUUGAAUAAUGAUAAUCAAAAUUUAUCUCCUAUUGAAUAUUUAUUUUUGAAUGAAAUUAAUCUUUUCAGUGCUCAUGAUGAUUAUGUAGAACAAUUUCUAUUAAAUACUAGAACGUUUUUACCAAAUAAUGUUUCUCUUUAUAUUAAUUAUAAAUCUUUAGAACGAGUAACACACAAUUUUACAAGAGAUGCUACACGAAUUAAUUCUACAAAAAUAAAUUAUUUAAAUUUACGUGCUCAAAAUGAAAAUUUCAAUUUAUCUUUAAAAGAAUAUUUUCUUCAUGCAAAAAUAUUUUCUUCAAUAAUGUUCUGGAUUCCAGAACAAUAA
This is a messenger RNA of Rotaria sp. Silwood2, 1419 nucleotides long. The record is from the annotation of a GenBank genome assembly. Lineage: Eukaryota; Metazoa; Rotifera; Eurotatoria; Philodinida; Philodinidae.